This is a messenger RNA of Solea solea (common sole), 2311 nucleotides long. RefSeq names its product sterile alpha motif domain containing 7 (gene samd7). The transcript has 9 exons. Bases 268 to 1836 code for a protein of 522 amino acids. Gene Ontology annotation, molecular function: protein binding. The record is from RefSeq and is a predicted model, not a curated record. NCBI's taxonomy places the organism in Eukaryota, Metazoa, Chordata, Actinopteri, Pleuronectiformes, Soleidae.
GGGAGAUAAGGCCAGCUAAUCGAGAUGAAAUGAAUCGGUAUUUAAAAAGGUCUCUUUUAGUUAAGGCAGCUAGCUGGCAGCAGACUGUACUCAGGCCACACUGGCAGGUUAGUGGGAGGCUGUUUAGUUGUAAGUGACAGAAGGAUAGUUGAGAGACAAAUUCUGUGAGCUCUGCACUGCAAUUUGUUGGCUUUGGGGUCUGUUUUUUGUCUGAAUUGGAACAAAAGAUUUCUAAGAAGGAUCAGUCAAAGUGUGUGUGUGUGUGCCAUGACCCCACGGGAGCAGCUGAGGAAGAUGACAGCGCUGGGAGAGCAGGGAGCUUUAGAUGAGAAGCACUGGUACCGUCUGGUAAACGGCAUGUCAGCUGGAGAGCUCAGGCAGAGGCAGGAGUUAAUAAUGAGGAACCAGAUGGCCAUGGCUCCACAGAUUCUUGCCCAUGGGCAGCAGAGGUUACAAGGAGUCCCAGCACAGUUCGAACCUCACUUCAUGGAGAGGGAUUUAGUUCCCCCGUCAGAGAUGGUACCUUCUGAUGCCAGACAGAUCCACAUGGGGUCUCACCUUGGUCCACCUCUGCCCCCACAUGCUAACGUCCUGUCUGGGAGAGGCUUCCCUGGAGCAGCCGGUUAUGGCUUCUUGCCCUCAGAGCCGAUGGAAUCAGUCGCCCGUCGUCAGGAGCUCAUUCACAAGCAAAAUAUUGCCAGAAUGGAGAUGAAUGCCAUCCUGCAUCAGAAGGAGUUGGAAAACGCCCAACAGAAGGGACUGAUGGGAAUCGAUAAUCCAAUGUCUUUCCCCACCAACCCCAUGGCCUACAGAGGUCGUCAGCGCAUGCCAGACGGCCACGAUGUCUUUGUGCACCGCCCCUCUCUGGACGAACUUCACUCCAACAGCAUACUCAUGUCAGCCAGCCCGUACCCACCAAUCAGCUCGCUGCACAGAGAGAGGGGACGCAGAGCUGGCAGGAGGCCGACCGUUCACAAGAGUGCAGAAAUCCAUUUGGCCAAUCUGAAGGGCCAAACUGAAGAUAAAAGUGUGGAACAGAGUCCAGGAGCCACAUCAGGGGAGGAGAAAGAGGUGGAGCCAAAGGGGGACAUGGGAGAGGAGUGUGUCGCCAGUAAAACACAUCAUCAAGCAAAGAUAGACCCAGAAAGUGCGACAGGAAGCAGGAAGAACUACAAGGACGGGGACGCAGCCCUGCGUAAAGCCUGUGUGAAUAAUCAAGAUGGUUGCUCUGAUGCUGCCAACAGCGGCUCCAACGACAAAGACAUAUCCACUUCAUCUUUCCAGGAGAAAUUCAUGUUUCCCUCUGCAGGUGGCGCUCUCCCUGGGAUGCCUUACAUGUUCCCAACCCCUGGAAAUGGCUUCCUCCUACCUGGAACACGGAAUCUCUUUCUCAAUGGCGAGGAGGUGUCUGAAGACAUAAGGAAGUGGACAGUGAACGAUGUUUACAACUUUAUCAACAGUAUACCCACAUGUUCAGAGUAUGCUCAGACGUUCAAGGACCACAUGAUCGACGGGGAGACACUGCCUCUUCUCUCAGAGGAACAUCUACUCGACACACUGGGCCUGAAGCUGGGGCCGGCUCUAAAGAUCCGCUCCCAGGUGUCCAAGCGCAUGGGCAGCAUGUUGUACAUGAUGAACCUGCCAUUGGCCACUGCCACCCUGCACACCACUCCCGAGAAGCCCGGGGACCGUUCCCCAGAAAUCGGCUCCCCUGUUAACUGCAACAGUGAGGAGAUGAUUGCGAGUCCGAGAGAGCGUGAAGUCCUCAAAUCCACAGAGCAACUUCACGAGACGGAGAACAAUUCCCCUCCGUCUGCCAGCAGUGAGACAGUCUGAUCAACACUGAUGAGUGAGUGUGGACGAGCCCAGUCUACACCUGCCUCAUCUGAUGGACUGCUGCUGUCACUGUGAUGGUUCUGUUUACAUUACUGGAUCACAGAUGCUUUUUUUAAAUGAUUUGCUACCUGAGCUUUUGAUGCACAGCUCCAUACUUGGCACCGUUGUCUGCUAAAUAUUUACAUUUUACAUCUAUUACGCAUUUCUAAAAACAGUGGAGUGUGAUGGAUUCUGAGUUAUGAGAUGCCAAGAAGGUUCUAUAUCAUUUUUUUCUUUUCAUCUUAUAAAAAAAAUGACAUGCCUUAGUUUCUAAACUUCUGAUUGUAGCUUCUAACUCAGGUUCUCAUUGUCAUUUCUUCAGUAGACCAACACAGCGAAAUAAUACGGGAAUGGUUUUAUUAUGAAAGACUUUUUGAUUUGAAUAUUUGAUACAUUUUGUGCUUGGUGGAUUGUGAAUAAAGUGUUUUUUCUAGAA